AUGGUCUCCCCAUGGAAGGUCCUUCUCAAGCCUUCCUACCUGGGCAUUGUCCUUCUGGCCCUCAGCUUCAGCGUUCAACUUGCAUCUGCCACCUUGUCUUCCAAGCGAUUCGACCUGACACAACCCUCGCAUGAAUACUUCCGCAGCAAACCCCUCGCGGGAGUCAAUGUUCAACAGAGCUUCGCCUUUGACAACACCAACAAGCGCCUCUUCUUCUCCCAGAUCCGCAACGCCGUCCCCGACAAGGAGGGUGACCUGGUCAUCACCCAGGUCGACUACAGCGGCAAGGAUGUCGGCCACAUGUACCUGAACGGCUUCGGGCACGGCGCCUCGCUGGGCGCCGAGGCCAUGGGCGCCGCCACAUACCUCUGGAUGGAAGUCGACGCGGACGCCAAUGGCUACGGGCAGCGCCUGGCACGGUUCAAGUUCACCAACGGGGCCACGCUGGGAUCCAACGACCCCAAGUUGACCAAGUACACGCCGGUCGAGGGCGCCACGCAGCACACGUGCUCCAUCGACACCGUCAACGAGCGCCUGGUCGUCCGCGCCCAGCUCAAGGACGGCAAACAUGUCUCCGUGUAUGACCUGGACAAGGCCAACAAGGGCGACUUCGAGCACCCGAUGGCCAACUUCAAGGAGCCCAAGCUCCCUACCAAGUCCAACACUAUCCAGGGUGUCGCUGCCUACGGCCAGUACAUGUAUAUCCUGACCGGCAACCAGUACGAGAUCACCGACAACCAGAUCAACUCCGAGAUGACCACCGUCGACAUGAACACCGGUGGCAUCGUCCAGGGCCCCCUGAUCACCAGGGCGGGUGCCAAUCUGUCGUACCGCGAGCCUGAGGGCCUCGCCAUCUAUGAGGUGUCGCCGGGCAAGCCUCGUCUGUUUUUGGGAUUCGCCUCGGGCAAGAAGGCCGACCGAGAAGCCAACCUGUUCUACAAGGACACGGACGCCUUGAUUUGA
Messenger RNA from Penicillium alfredii, 963 nucleotides. RefSeq names its product putative FacC-like extracellular signaling protein. The coding region runs from base 1 to 963 and encodes 320 amino acids. The transcript has a single exon. The record is from RefSeq and is a predicted model, not a curated record. Lineage: Eukaryota; Fungi; Ascomycota; Eurotiomycetes; Eurotiales; Aspergillaceae.